AUGUACAUCAGCGAGGCGGACGUAACGACGGAAUUUCACCAGAGAUUGCGCCAUUACCUCAGGAACAGUGGAGUUUGGGCGGUGUUACGAACCUACCUUGAUCUACCGGAAUGGCUCUUAAACACGAACGGAAAGAGUCCGCAACAGAAGGACAUGGAGCCUACUAAGGAUCUGACUCGACGGGCAUCAUCUCCUGCCGUUCACUGCGGAUCAGCUGGACAUACUGCCGAGGCUUGGCUACGAAGCGGAGGUGCUUCGAAAUCUUCCAGAUUCAUGAAUGUCUUCAUAGAUGUUCUACGACUCCUGGCAAUGCACAAGCUCUGCACAUGGAGUUUGGAAGAUGUUCAGUAUGCCGAUCCCGAAAGCGCUGAGCUGAUUCAUCACAUCGUGCAAGCCAAAAUUCCGCUUGUUCUUAUGCUCACGUACAGCGACGAAGAGACCCUACCCCGAGAACUCACCCCACUACUGCGUCACGCUACCAGAGUACAGCUUCUUCCUUUUGUAGAGGCCCAGACGGCCGACUACGUGGCUGAGACGCUCCACCGGGACCAUCAGUAUAUCCUUCCUCUAGUAGCGGUAAUUCAGGAAAAGUCUCGAGGUAACCUCUUCUAUAUACGCGAGAUACUAGACACUUGCUAUCGGAAACGCUGCGUGUACUACGAGUGGCGGGAGAACACUUGGGUUUUCGACCUAGACAAAGUCUUCGCCGUUUUCGAGAGUCCAGAGUAUGGGUCAUCUGUUACGACUGACUUUAUAGCAAAGCGGUUGACAGAAUUACCAUCUUCCAGUAGGAAGCUCUUGGCGUGGGCAUCCCUCCUGGGUGGUACUUUCUCGUUCGAACUUCUGAAGAAGCUCCUUCAGCCCACAAACAAGCCCGCAGCUCAUGGGAGGUUACCACUUUUCGAGAGAGACGAGAGUGCCGUCACAGCUCUCGAUGCAGCAUUGAAAGCCUACGUACUCAUGCCUGCCGAACAAGAUGCUCGAUUCAGAUUCAGUCACGAUCGGUACCUUACAGCGGCUGUGAACUCCCUCGACAAGGAAUGGGAUACACAGUUGAUGCACUUCACCAUUGCCAAGAUGAUAACUUCCGGCGAGGAGUACAACGACGACUCGACGUCAGGUUCCAAGGCGUUGUACAUGCAGAGUCGCCACAUCUGUCUCGCUGCAGAACUGAUCAAGACCAAGGAAACAGUGCGAGCUCCAUUCCGUGAUAUGCUGUAUCAAGCUGGAGAAACUGCAUGCGAGUCGGGCGCGCGAUCAACUGGCAUCUACUACUUCGCGCACAGCCUCAUGCUUCUGCAAGACGAUCCAUGGAACGACAAUAUGCCAGACGUAUCCUACCAAGAGACGUUGCAACUCUUUGUGCGCUCGGCAGAAUGCUAUUGGCACCAGGGCAUGUUCGAUGAGGCUCUUAGCCUGAUCCGGACGACCUUCCAGCAUGCUCGCGAUCCCUGCGAUAUGGCUAGUUCAUUCAUUCUACAGUCUAGGGUGUUUGCUAUUCGCGGCGACAGUUUCGGUGCAUUCCAGGCUCUCAAAGACUGUUUGUCUUUGCUCAAUUCCCCUAUUCCUCCGACAACAUGGGAGGCGUGCGAUGCUCAGUUUCAGCAGAUAUACGGCACGCUUCAGAACAUCGAUAAGGAAGAACUGCUCAAGCGGCGUCCGUCUCCUGAUGACCGUGUCCUGAUGACUAUUGGGCCUGUCUUCAUCGAACUCCUUAGUGCGGCGUUCUGGUCGAACAGCCUGCUUUUCUAUCAGGCGACGCUGAAACUUAUCACCGUCCAUCUCGAAAAGGGUACCAUGUCACAGGUUGCCCUUGCAUACGUGCAUCUGGGCACUGUUGCGGGCGGUCGUUUUGGAAUGACGAAUUUCGCAGUCGACAUGGGCGCGAUUGCAAAGCGAAUCUUUCAGAUGUUCCCUGAAGACUACUACACCCUGGGACGAGGUCAAACUUUGCAGCCAAUGUUUCUGGGUCACUUGGAAGCGCCUGUAGGCGAUCUGAUACCGAGCUUAGAAGCAGCCUUGCAGGCUUCACUAACUGCUGGCGAUCGCAUCCUCACACUUCUAAAUCUUGGUGUACAGGCUCACUUUAGGGUCAUGGCUUCAUACGACGUCGCAGAAUUGGAAGCCUGGAUUGAAGAAACACCGCUCGAUAUGCGAAACUGGCAGAAAGACAUGCGUGGAGGAGUUUUUCUCAUGGCUGCUCGUCAAUAUGCAAGAGCGCUCCAGGGAAAGACUGACUCAAGCAACGCUCUUUCCCUCCUCUCGGAUGACGAUCACAAUGAGGUCGGGUACAUUGAGUUCCUCGAAAAUACGGCCAGCAAUCCCAAACGUCCCAAGUCUAUAUAUCUUGCAACCAAACUUCCGUUGUUGGUACUCUACGGUCAUCAUUCAGAUGCAGUGGCUCUUGGGGAGAUGCUACUUCCGAUGCUUAGCAGUCUCUGGUCAGAACGACUCAAUUACUCGGUCCGAUACUACUUAUCGUUAGCAUACAUGGCUGUUCUCCGAGAGAAGCCCGCUCAUAGCCGGAGAGACGAGAUGGUAAAACAUGUUCAUGAGACCCUCAAAUUGCUCGAGACAUGUUGCACCACCACUGAUGUCAACUACCGAGGCUGGAUACAUCUUCUCACUGCCGUCCUCGGGGAUGUUAAUGCCGAUCCGCAAUCCGCGCUGGAGAAUUAUGAGGCAGCCAUGGAGCAUAGCGAACGUUACGAGUUUGCAUUGGACGAAGCGUUUGCUCUCGAGCUCUACACUGGAUGGUUGGUAGACAAGAAGGCCUACCGGGCGGCCCGACAUUCUUUGAAAGACUGCAUCUCGGUAUAUCGGAGGAUGUCAGCAUACGGAAAAGCAAAUCACUUCGCGAGUCGGUAUGAGUGGCUAGUGCGUAGCGGCGCCUCGCUCACGACAGUGGACCAAGCUGUACAAACCUCCCUCGUAGAUACGGGUAACACGGCCUUCAGACUGGAGCAAAAUGAUCAUGAUCAAUUUCUGGGCGCGGAGACUGCAGUCGAUCGAACACAGAACUGGAUUGUCCCGGAAACACGGCGCCAAGAGUCUGCUCCAGCUCUACACAACGGUCUCUCGGCUGUCGGUCUGGACAUGCUAGACCUAUCCUCAAUCUUGGAGUCGAGUCAAGUCUUGUCUAGCGAGCUCGUCGUCGAUAAAUUGAUGGCGAAGAUGAGUACCAUUUUGCUCGAAUCUACGGGCGGUACUUUGUGCGGCAUAGUGAUUGAAGACUCACAAAUCGAAUGGUCGAUCGCAUGCGUUGCCACCAACGAGCCUGACAACGACAGUGGUGUCUCUUCCGGCGUCACAUCCUUCCCUGCCAGUCAACCUUUAGAUACUGUGGACGAUGUUGUUGCGCGGCAAGUGACGCUCUACACACUCCGCUUCCGAGAGAUAGUCUUCGUCCAGAACCUACUAGAAGACGACCGCUUCUCCAACGUUUCUGAUGCCUACCUUCAACGGAAUCCCGAGGGGAAAGCAGUCAUCUGCAUCCCGAUUCUGCACAGCGAUCACCUUCUUGGUUCAAUAUACGUCGAGGGCCCGCCGAAUUCGUUUACCGAACGCAACACCCAGGUUCUUCGGUUACUGGUGAAUCAAAUUUCCAUCUCCUUAGCUAAUGCACUGCUUUUCAAAGAGGUGGAAAGAGUAUCCGCAAGCAACGAAGCCAUGCUUGAAAUGCAGAAACGCGCUUUGUCACAGGCGCGGGCAGCAGAGAUCAAGGCGAAAGAGGCUGAAGCCAUAGCUGUGCGUAACAUGAAGCUGAAAGAAGAAGCCGCGAAGGCAAAGAGUUUGUUCCUGGCCAACGUGUCGCACGAGUUGCGUACUCCCUUGAACGGCGUGAUCGGUAUGUCUGAGCUGUUGAAGGCUUCACCGCUAAACUCGGAACAAACUGGAUACGCCGAUUCAAUUCGUGUCUGCGCCGAUACGCUGCUCUCGAUCAUUAACGACCUUCUGGAUUACUCCAAGCUCGAGGCUGGCAAGAUGAAUGUCUUGGAGAUGCCCAUUUCAUUGAGCGAAACAAUUGCGGAAGUAGUCCGCGCUUUGGCCUACACGAACGCUGAAAGAGGCCUCAAAACCAUUGAGCAAUUGCAUCUGGAUCCAGAGAUGCUCGUCAUGGGCGACCCUGUUCGACUGCAUCAGAUUCUCAUGAACUUGCUGUCCAACAGCUACAAGUUCACGCCACGAGGAUCUGUCACUGUCCGCGCUGUUGUUGACCAAGAGACAGACGACUGGGCAGAUGUGACAUGCAGCGUUAUAGAUACUGGCAUUGGUAUUCCAGACGAACAGAAGCAGAAAUUGUUCCUUCCUUUCUCGCAGAUAGAGUCCAGCUCUGCUAGGAGCUACGGCGGCACUGGCCUUGGUCUGAGUAUCUGCAAAGCCCUCAUAGAGAACGUUAUGCACGGUACAGUACGUCUCGACAGCCAACCAGGCCAAGGUACUACAGUCACAUUUUCGUUGCGAUUCAAGAAAGUGCCGAAAGCGCAAGCAGGCAGUCAGCAGCAAAGGACACGAGAGCCAGACCCUAUGGCUAGGUUCUCAAGCCAGGAAAAUAACGGCCAUGAGCAACUGUCGGGUUCCUGCAUCGAUCUUUCUACGAUACCCAGACGAGAACUACGGGUCUGCAUCGCGGAAGACAACUUGAUCAAUCAGCGCAUCGCAAUCAGCUUCGUGCAAAAGCUUGGGUUCAAAUGCGACGCUUAUCUCGACGGAUACAAGACUAUCGACGCUCUUGAGCGUGCUUCGGAGAAUGGGCGCCCCUUCCAUCUUAUUCUCAUGGAUGUGCAAAUGCCGCAUUGUGAUGGCUACGAAGCUACGAAACUGAUCCGCAAGCAUCCCAAUCCCGAGAUUCGAAACGUACUUAUCAUUGCCAUGACUGCUUCCGCUAUCCAAGGAGACCGCGAGAAGUGCCUGGAAUCCGGCAUGAACAAUUACCUCGCGAAACCGGUUCGCGCGCAGACGCUCAAAGCGCUACUGGACUCAUACCUGAACAAGAACAAGGAGGUGGAGGAAAUCCCCAAUCUUGCGAUCGAGGCGAAGAAGUUGGUCAAACAAGCAUUGAACGAAGCUGAAGCGCUGCCUGAUGUCACGAGUGGACACAAGGAUCUCGAGAAAGACGUGCAGAAUGGAAAUGCUGCAGAAGACGGGAAGAAGCUGGAAAGGCCGUCCAGCGUUCGUAUGAGCACCACCCAACACAUAUUACCCAACGGCAAGACGGAGCCAGUGCCGCCUUCCGAGUAA
Molecule: messenger RNA, 5241 nt
Organism: Alternaria infectoria
Lineage: Eukaryota; Fungi; Ascomycota; Dothideomycetes; Pleosporales; Pleosporaceae
Exons: 6
Coding region: 1-5241 (1746 amino acids)
Biological process (GO): phosphorelay signal transduction system; protein autophosphorylation
Molecular function (GO): protein binding; phosphorelay sensor kinase activity; histidine phosphotransfer kinase activity
Source: RefSeq, a predicted model, not a curated record